AUGGCUGGUCGUGUUACACCGGAGUCUAAAGGGCCUCUAACAACCAAUGUGGACAUCAUUGACGAGCUCUUCUACGUCACUAUGUGUAGGCAAGAUAGGCUGCAAAGGCAGUUGGCAGAGUACAUGGUAUUCGGACCGGCGUUGAAGCGCUACAGCGAGCUGGCCUCUAGGCUCUUCAAUGUCAACCUCAUUGACGAGAGUGACAAUGUGUCCUUUGGUCAUGAGGGUUGGGAUAGGGAUGUGAAGAUUAUGCACGUGGUGAAUGUUUCGAAUAUUUAA
Messenger RNA from Perkinsus marinus ATCC 50983, 279 nucleotides. RefSeq lists its product as hypothetical. The transcript has 2 exons. The coding region runs from base 1 to 279 and encodes 92 amino acids. NCBI's taxonomy places the organism in Eukaryota, Perkinsozoa, Perkinsida, Perkinsidae. The record is from RefSeq and is a predicted model, not a curated record.